Oryzias latipes (Japanese medaka) is the source of this 1188-nucleotide messenger RNA. RefSeq names its product inhibitor of DNA binding 3 (gene id3). Gene Ontology annotation, cellular component: cytoplasm; nucleus. Gene Ontology annotation, biological process: negative regulation of transcription by RNA polymerase II; circadian regulation of gene expression; cell differentiation. Gene Ontology annotation, molecular function: transcription regulator activity; protein dimerization activity. The record is from RefSeq and is a predicted model, not a curated record. Lineage: Eukaryota; Metazoa; Chordata; Actinopteri; Beloniformes; Adrianichthyidae.
ACGUGGUAGUCACAGCGCGAGCUUCUCAGGAGACCACCGACAGCAAUCAAACGAGGACCAAACCAACGUUUAACGGAAUCAUGAAGGCGAUCAGUCCCGUCCGCUCGGUGAGGAACUGCUACAAGGCGGUGUGCUGCAUCUCGGAGCAGAGUCUCGCCAUCAACCGGACUAACAAGCACUGCUGCGAGGACGAGCCGGUGAGCGCCCUGUGCGACAUGAACGACUGCUACUCCAGGCUGAAGGAGCUGGUUCCGAGCAUCCCGCAGAACAAGUCGGUCAGCCAGGUGGAGAUCCUGCAGCACGUCAUCGACUACAUCUUCGACCUGCAGAUCGCGCUGGAGGCUGUGGACCCGUCCGCGCCGGAGAUGGUUCUGUCUAUAAAGACUUCAGACAUCACUCGCAAUUUCUCUAAAGAAGAAGGUCGAUUGUGCCAUUAGGAUCACCAUGGCGCUCUGUGGUGCAGAGAAACACAUGUCUCCACUUCACUCCGGGCAAGAGGACAAGAGGGGAAGAAAAGGGUGGGAUAGGUAUUUGGGAUAGAAGGAGACAAGAGGAGGAGGAGGAGGAGGAGGAGGAGGUGAAGGGUUUAAAGUAGGAGGAAAAAUGAGGACUGUUUCUCCCAGAGAUGAGAGGAGAUCAACAGUGGUGCAUGAGCAUGAAAACAGAGACUCAUUCUUUGGCUCCUGGACAGACAGAGCGACACAACAAAGCAGAAGUCCAAGAUUGGAAAAUAACAAACUGUCUUCCUCACACAGUUGGGAUUCCAAGUAAAUAGAAGUAGAAAUAUAUUGGUACAUUUUUUCUUUAAUCUUUAUUUUUUUCAAUGGAUUCCAGACCAGUUUGUUGGCUGACCUCCACACUCAGACUGAAUAUACAAACCUUAUCUUGCACCUCGUUUAAUUAUCACCCCCAAAACAAAGUUUUGUUGAAACUUUGGCACGUGUCUUUGUGUCAGCCAUGGGUAUGUACGGUGUGAGUCAUCAUGGACGUCUAAAUGUAUUUUGGUGUGUAUGUAUGUGUGUAAAUCCAAACUCUAUAAUAGAGUUUAUUGUUACUGUUUGUAGGGAUUGUUAUUUCUGCAGACCAUGCGCUAUGAGUUUCAUAAACUCCCUACUGUAGAUUUGACUUUGUAUGUAUGGAAAUGUAAAAAAAAAAAAAAAAGAAUUAAAGGUUAUGUCAAUCACUGUG